Molecule: messenger RNA, 1968 nt
Organism: Rhinolophus ferrumequinum (greater horseshoe bat)
Lineage: Eukaryota; Metazoa; Chordata; Mammalia; Chiroptera; Rhinolophidae
Exons: 2
Coding region: 1-1968 (655 amino acids)
Biological process (GO): carboxylic acid metabolic process
Molecular function (GO): L-lactate dehydrogenase (NAD+) activity
Source: RefSeq, a predicted model, not a curated record
AUGCUUCCCAUCUCCGUUAUCAUUGGUAACCGCCCAAGAUCGGCUUACAGAAAAAAUGAAAUGUGUAAGGGACUAUAUGACUAUGAACGGCUUCUAAGAGAAGGAGUACCUCAUGGAAGUUAUCCCAGUGAUGGCUACCAUAAAAUAGUUAAUACUGGGCCACCACUGCUCAACGGACCUGGUGAAGAAAACUACAAUAGAUAUUAUAGUUAUGUUGAUUACCGAGAACAUGAGGUUUGUACUUUUUCUCUUGAUGGAACAAGUAGUCCACCUCACAGAGGAGAUGAAUCUGGCUAUAAGUGGACAAGGGAUGAUAAUUCUGCAAGUAGCCAGUCUGAACACAGGGACAUGAGAGAUGACUUUAGAGGAAAAAAGUUUUACCUUUCCCAUGUGAGAGACCGGUCUCCUCAUGAAAGAAAAACUUCUUUUUUCAGACACUCACCUGUAGGUGGAGAGGAUUGUCCACACAGCAGAUCUAGCUCCAGUGUCAAUAGUAGUAGCUAUGCUUCAGAAAGAAACAAGUCUCAAUAUACAAGUCAAGAGAGACCUGUUCAUUCUUUGAAAACAUCAAGAGUCAUAUCACCCUCAAGUUUUUCAUCACUUCCGUCAUCACUGGUGUUAGAAAAACCCAGUAGGCUAACUGAAAAGGUACUUGUUGAGGCUGCAAGGCAGCAGGCUGCUAAAAAGCUACAGAAAGCAGAUGAAUGUAACUUACCUGAAAUUUCUGAGUAUGAGGCAGGACCCACGGCAUUGUUCACUGACCAGCCAGAACCUGAGUCGAAUACAACAGAUGCUGGAGACAGCCAGCUAAACAGUCGCUCUAAAGCAGUAGCAUCAAAACUCGAAGAGAUUCAACAGGCUUACAAACAGGACUGUGAAACUUUCGCAGUGGUUGUGAAAAUGCUGAUUGAUAAAGAUCCUUCAUUAGAAAAGUCUGUACAGUUUGCACUGAGACAGAAUUUACGUGAAAGAGGCGAUCGGUAUGUUGAAGAACUCAAGCAUUUCAUUGAAGAGUAUGAUGCCUCUAGUCAAGAUUUUAGAGGUGCCAGAACAGCUACCGCCAAGUCCAGAUCCAAUACUGUGCACUGUCAGUCCUCGCCCACCUGCCGUACACUCCCAAUUCGUUUUGGUUCUAAGUCCAGUACGGCAAUUCUCAAGGAUCAGCUGAUUGUGAACCUUCUUAAGGAAGAACAAAGCCCUCAGAAUAAGAUUACAGUGGUUGGGGUUGGUGCUGUUGGCAUGGCCUGUGCCAUCAGUAUCUUAAUGAAGGACUUGGCAGAUGAACUGGCUCUUUUUGAUGUCAUGGAAGACGAUUUGAAGGCAGAGGUGAUGAAUCUCCAACAUUGCAGCCUUUUCCUUAGAACAGCAAAAAUUAUCUCUGGCAAAGUGGAUACCUUGACCUAUGUGGCUUGGAAGUUAAGCGGCUUUCCCAAAAACCGUGUAAUUGGAAGUGGUUGCAAUCUGGAUUCAGCCCGGUUCCGUUACUUAGUGGGGGAAAGGCUGGGACUUCACCCAUUAAGCUGUCAUGGAUGGGUCCUUGGAGAGCAUGGAAACUCUAGUAUGCCUGUAUGGAGCGGAGUGAAUGUUGCUGGUGUCUUCCUAAAGACUCUGCACCCUGAUUUAGGCACUGAUGCAGAUAAGGAACAGUGGAAAGAAGUUCACAGACAGGCAGUUGACAGUGCUGAUGAGGUGAUCAAACUGAAAGGCCACACAUCCUGGCCCAUUGGACUAUCUGUGGCAAAUUUGGCAGAAAGUAUAAUGAAGAAUCUUAAGCAAGUGCAUCCAAUUUCCACUAUGAUCAAGGGUCUCUAUGGAAUAAAACAUGACGUCUUCCUUAGUGUUCCUUGCAUCUUGGGACAUAAUGGAAUCUCAGAGGUUGUGAAGGUGACUCUGACACCCGAGGAAGAGGCCUGUUUGAAGAAGAGUGCAGAUAAACUUUGGAGGAUCCAAAAAGAGCUGAAGUUUUAA